AUGAGCUCCGGGGCUGAGGGCAGACUCCCAGACAAGAGCGCCAUUGACGACGGCCGCCGCACCGCAUCUGCCACACUCCUGCCCCGGCGACCUUUGACUCCGCCCUCUCCCCCCUCUCCCCCUCACAUGUGGCCAGGUCAAGGGCAAGGGGUCAGCACGAGGCGCUCUCAGCGGUCAGGCUCCACAAGGCGACAGCGGCGUAAGCGACAGCCAACUCGACGGCGGCCAGGCGGGGGCGGCGGGUGGCGACAAGCGGCAGCGUCGGUCGCGGCAUCGACGCUCAGGUUCCAGAGGGCGCCGCGACCCUUCGUCAGAGUCUCCCGCGCCCUCGCCGCCCCUGAGUCUGGAGGUGGAGGUGGGUGGCUACGCCCCCAGCGCGCCGCCAAGCAUAGAUGUCCUCCCGCUCUCCCCCUCGUCACCUCCGCUGCCCUUGGAGGCAGCGCCGAGUCCCAUCCCCAGUGCCCCUCCGAGCCUGGAGGACGCGCUGCUAACGACGGAGGGAAGCCACGACGAACGAGGGAGCGCCGCCCCCCGCCCUGUACCCCUCGCCUCCCCCACCCCCUUUCCCUCGCCCCCGCCGCGCCACUCGCACGCUCUUCCGCCACGUCCCCCUCCCGAGCCCACACAACUACGUCCCCCUCCCGUCCCUCCUCCGCCACAGCCCUUCCGCGCCCCUCUACCACCAUCUCCAUCCCGAGGCCCUCCACCACGUCGCCCUCGCGCCCCUCUGCUGCGCCCAUCCCUCGCCCGCAGGUCACCGCGACACGCCACACCUCCCGCCCGACCACGACCCCCAGCGCCGCCACUUCUCCCGCCCACUCCGCCCGCCUGGCCUCGCCGCCGCCGCCGUCAGCCACUGCCACUGAAGGGACAGCCUCAAACGCCAGGCGAGGGCAGAACCAGCGGCGCCGCCAACGACGGCGCGGCGACAGCAACAAUAAUAACAGUGCCACAUCGACGACCGACAGAGCCGCAGCCGGGACGACCACCGCCGCCAACGACGCUAGAUCGAGAAAUGGCAAUAGCAAUAACAGUAAUAAUAACAAUAACAAUAGCACCGCCAACAACAACAACGUUCGUGACAGCCCUAGAAGGAACGCAUAUGCAGGGUCGUCCUCGGGAGCUGGUCUGGAGGCGGAGCGUCUGCGGGUUCAAGGAGGGACGUGGACCCACAGUCACUCGGGUCUGAUGUCAUCCCUCGCCGUCACUGUGACCACGUUCAACAUCUCGAGGUUCGCCGUGCUGGGAGCCCGUUUCGGAUGGCCGUUCGUGGUGCAGUGGGGCGUGGUCUCCCUGGUGCUGGGGCUCCCUCUCAUGACCUUCCACAUGACAGUCGGGCAGUACUUGGGCGCCGGCGUCGUCGACAUGUGGAGAAUCUCACCCAUAUUCCAGGGUGUCGGCUACAGCUUGGCCCUGGCGCAGGCGCUGCUGGGUGUGUACUGCUGCGUGCCCAUAGCCUGGCUCUUCAUCUACUUCAGGGACUCCUUCAGCAUACACCUCGGCAUGUUCCGGUGGGCCGACUAUCGGCUUGUCAACACCUCUUCAUUGCAUGAGAACUUCAGUGCAGUUAUCGAGGGAGUUCCAAAAUAUUUCAAUACCCAAGUGUUGCAAAGGAGCGAUGGCAAUGCACCCUGGCUGCAAGACCUGGGUUCUCUCAAGUUCGACAUGGCCUUCAAUAUCGCUCUUAUUUGGAUCAUUACUCUGAUUGCCUUGAGUAGAGGUAAUCAGCUGUAUGGAAAGGUGUGUUACAUUAUAUUCCUGUUGCCACUACUGUGUUAUUUGGUGGUGUGUCUCUAUCUGGCAUCAUCGACCAAAGAUGACCUCUACAUGAAUGUCGCAAACUUCAAUGGUAUUUUCACAAACAGCCGUUCAUGGAUGGCAGCUAGUCGAGAAGUGUUCCUAGUCUGGGGCCUCCAUGGGGCUGUCCUGCAACAAAUGUCUGCUCAUAAUAAGCGUGGUCAUCCAUUAUACCGAGACACCACGAUAGUGUGUCUCAUAACCACACUCACCCUAGUACUGGCAGCUGUCACAGGCUUAUCAUGUGUGUCUGGGUUUCGACAAAACAACUUAUAUUAUAAACCCUCUUCUUUUGAAAGAACAGAAACGGCACAGUUCCUUUCCAACACCCCCUUCCGACAGCCUGUGUUGCAGGAGCCUUUGCUUCACUUUCGGAAGACCAGUGGGCCCCCAACCAUGUCUGUGGAAUAUAUGCACCACGACAACUUCUACGCAGGGAUAAGAAUACGAACACACAGAAGUAUGAGUGUGACCAGAAAAGAAGACUAUGAAACCAGCGGCUACCAGAGCCUACGUCUUGCGACAGAGUUGUUCCCUGCACUGCUGGGGGUGAACGGCACGAAGCUCAUCUCGCCCUUUUGGUCCUCGCUCUUCUUCCUGAGUCUGCUGCUCUUCGGAAUAGCGCAGCAGCUGGCUAUGUGGCGGACAGUGGUUGAGGCAGUGAUACGCAUCAACCAAGAGCGUCUGCAAGCAUGGGAGACCUUCAUCACCUUCCUAUGCUGCGUGUUUGGGUUCUCAGCUGCACUUCCCAUGGCAACUGGGGCGGGGAUACAGAUAAUGUACUUCCUUGAUUAUGUUGUGAGCUGUGGAUGGUGGCUGAUGAUAAUACAACUAGUCCAGAUAUUUGCUCUCUUAUUCGUUCGUGGAAAGCCUUACAGUGGGCACGACAUAGUCAGUGAGCUGAUGGGAAAGAGUGACCAGUGCCGUUCACUGUGGCUAGGUCCUCUUACAUCCUUUGCCUGGAAUAUUAUAGUCCCAGUUGGUCUCCUUGUGCUGUCCAUUUCAUCAUUCAAGUCUGGACAAUUUAGAGAAGUAUUUGCCUGGGGCAGUAAUAGCUACUGGCCAAUAUGGGUCUGUCAACUAGCAUCAGCUAUGCAACUUUUCCCAAUUCUUCUGGUGCCACUUGUGGGCCUUAUUCAGACUUGCCGAUAUUUGGCUUCAACUGAUGAUGAUUUGUUUGAGAGAAUACAGUUGCUGUACAGACCAUCUCUCAGACAACGGACAAGUGGCAACAGCUUCAUGUCUGUCACUGAAGAAUCUGAAGUUGAUGGAGUAGAAGGUUCUAGAGAAGGCCAGGGAGACCAAGGAGCCAAUGUGACUCCGCGACCUUACAGUGACCCUCCCCCUAAAUAUACCCCCCCACCAUCCUAUUCUACUGCUACUGGUGUCAGAUUUGCAAAACUUCUGAACCAAAGUUUACGCCAGAGCAUGCGCCGCCUCCGUGAUACGUUGCGAAGCAAUGCAGAAACAAAUGUAGCAACAGACACUGAGGCAACAGCUCAGUUGGAGGAAUGCCAAAUAACUGAAACACAAGUCAGAACAUCAACACCUUAUAUCCCGCCACCUGAUUAUGUAACGGCAGUUAGUGAGUGUGCUCCAGACCGAAACCAGAGUUCUACCUCCACAGAGCCUCCUCCCAGGUACUCUACACUGGACCCUCUGCGGCGUCAACAGGCUCUGGCAGCCUUGGGGAACAGUCUAGCUUCUGGUUCUCAUGUCAAGGCAGAUGGGGACCCGGACCAAACAUUACCCACGACAUCAGAGUUGCACCGAGAUAACAGCCUGCGCAGAUCAGGGCUUCGCCGUAGCAUUGCAUCAGGUGUCCGCAGGAGUGCUAGGCGCCUGGCUGCAACACUUGGGGUUGGAAGUGGUGAGGAUGGUGCUACAUUAGUCAACAGUGAAGUGCCCCUUAGUCAAGAUAGUCAACAAGGUGGAGAAAAUGAGGAAUCGCAUCCUUAUGCUUUUACCAAUUUUGAACUUGUUUCUCAGUCAGAUGCAUAAAUUAGUUGUAAGGUUACUUAAAUGUUCCCAAAAUGAAAAUAGGCAUUAAUAUUUAUAAUGUAAAAUUUGAAUGUUAUCUGUUGUUUUCAUAGUUUUAGAAUUUUAUUGUAGGCUAAGUUGCCUAAGUUUAUUACUAGAAAUUACAAGAAACUAUACAGUGCAAUAGAAAAAUGUGCUUCUUUUUAAUAUUAUGGUGAUAGAGAAUGUUUCAUAUAAAUCGUCCAAGGGUGAUCUGUUUUAGUACAUUGCAGUCAUAAUGUACGAAAAAGUGCUACAGCCUUGGGAUGAACAAUGUAUGAACAAUAUCUAAAAAAGAUAGAAGUUUUCCACAUUUUAAAGACAAAAAAUUAAUUGCUUUUAUGUGUGGUGCUCUUCAAUCUUGAAUUGAUAUUUUGCCUAAGUGAAUAUAUAAACAAAACAUCUGUGAUAUUUAAGAACUUUUCUCAGACAUGCUGUGUCACAGAAGAUAUAGCUGUCAGUGAUAAAUACGUGGACCAUACAUUGGAUUGGCCUAUACGCUUAAUUCAUAAAAUUAAUUUGAUAAACUAGGAGCAGCUCUUAUUCUUUCCAGGUGCACUAAGAGUUAAUACUUUGUCUCUGAGGUUUACAAAAUUCUAUUGUAUGAGUAAAUAAAGAAAGCCUUUAAAAAAUCAAAUACACAUAUGGGUCUUUUGCAAAAUAUACAUUGCAUCCAAGUCUUUUCAGACCAUUGCCUUUCUUGACAUUUUUACUGCAAAAGCCUCAUCAGCUAAGUAUUGACAGGUUCAUUUGAUCCAUGGAAGAGUUGCCAAUGAGAAGUAUAAUGAGAGCAAAUGCUACUACUGCAGUACGUCCUGGCUUCAUAAAUUUGUGCCAAACUCCAAAUAGUGAAGCUGGCAGUAAAGUACUCUGUAAAGGAAAGGUUUGCCUGGCUGAGAAAAAUCUUGUUUAUAGAUAGCUUCUUUAAAAUAUCACCUAGUAAUAUUCUGCUGCUAUUGUGAUGGGAAAAUACAAGGUUUCUUUACACAGGUAGAUCCACUCCAUCUAAAUGAAAAUCCCAAUUGGCAACUUCAGCCCCCACCUCAUCCCCUUUAUUUAUUGAAAAUAUUAUAAUUAUUUUCUUUUUUGGUCAUGGUUUAUUUUUCAUUUUUUUUACCACUGUUACUACUGAACAAUUUCAAAAGAAAAAGCAUUGAAAAAGCAUCAUAAAUAUCUCACAAAUUGUUGGAGUCAAAAAAUGGGUAGAGCUAAUAUCAUCAUCUCGUUUAGCCAAUGAGAGUGCGCCAUGAGAUAAUUCAUAUAACUAGAUACUUAAUUAUUUGUAUAAUUUCCUCAAUAUUAUUAUAUUUACCAGAUGUAAAAUCAAAAUCCCCUUUCAUUUAUAACUAAGAGUUCCUUACAAUUAACAGCCUUCAGAAUACUCUUGGGAAAAAGUCAAUUCAUUUUUGGGUUCAAUAGGCUAAAUGGAAGUGGAGCUACCUGGUUAUAUGUACCUUGGUAAAAUAAUAAAUUGGCAAAUGUCUAGUUUUAAAUAUUAAGAACUACAGCUUUGAAUUUGAGACAUGGUACUCUGAAUAAGGGUCAUUUCUGACUUUUGCACAAUUUUCCAUUGUUUUCAAUGUAAACAGGUCACAUUUUUCACAUAGAAUGACCAUAUUGUUGUUGUUGUACUGGAGUGUCAAGUAAAUAUGAAAUUUAGUGCUGAUAUUGUAUAUGGUGUGAUAAAAUUCAGAUUUUGCAAAAUCAUAUGGCAUCAGUUGAUUAUAAUGUAUUAGACAGGGUGUAAUGUCAAAAUAUCUACUCAUAAUUAUUAUCAAUGAUGGAAGUCAGUACUAUGUCUGUAUUGUAUUUGGAUAACAUUUCCUAUGCAGAAUAACUAAAAUCGAUUAUAUAUCACCACAGAUAAAAGAGAAAGUCAGUACAGUUCCUUUCCUUUCACUGUGAGGCAUGUAAGCAUUUAUACAAAAAGCUUCCAGUUUACCAGUCUUCCAGGGUGACUGACACAAUAUAUCAGUGCAAAUGUGGAAGAUCUGUUUUCUCUGUCACACACGGAAGUUUACAUCUUGUAUGUUUCAGUGUUUUAAUCCAUUUUUUUCUUUUUUGUCUAUGUAAAUAUAUGUUUAAAAAAACAGAAAAGAAAAAAUUUGUAUAUCAUGAUCAUAAGCUUCAUAAGCUUUUUCUGAUACUCUUUGAUUCAAGGAGCUGCCAGCCAUGCGAAUGGUAUGUAGUGUUAUGGAUAUAGCUUUGUGGCUCAACCAUAUAUAUAUCCACCACUGUCACAAUACCUUUCUCCUGAUAGGUUAAUUCCAACCUGUGGUGUCUUGUAUUUCAGAUCUACAAAAUCUGUUUUUAAGAAACUUCUUGGUAAACAAACUAAAAAAAAAAAAUAAAUAGAUAAAUAAAUAAAAAAU
Molecule: messenger RNA, 6188 nt
Organism: Penaeus monodon (black tiger shrimp)
Lineage: Eukaryota; Metazoa; Arthropoda; Malacostraca; Decapoda; Penaeidae
Gene: bdg
Exons: 19
Coding region: 1-3798 (1265 amino acids)
Biological process (GO): sodium ion transmembrane transport
Cellular component (GO): membrane
Source: RefSeq, a predicted model, not a curated record